GUUGAGGAGAGCAGCGUGGGAGCGGUACAUCGGGGUUCGGGUUAGUCGUUAAUACAGAUAAGGCUGACAUAUCGAAUCAGCUCAGCGUCGUACCCUAAUAUUUUUUUUUUAAAGACUCAACGUCGAAGAGGUGACCUGGCAAGUGAUAGAAAAUGGAAAUCAGCACUAUGAUCCUAGUGUGCAUAGUCCUGGCAGUCCUGAUUCUGCUUACUCUUCUUGUUUUCUUGGGGCACCUGGGCCUAUUCAGUGAGGUAGAUGUUAAAUCAGGUACUCCCCCUUUCCGGGAGUUGACAAUUUGUUAUAAAUUCAACCGUGGCCCCUACAAAGGCUGUGGACACUUUUUCACAGAAAUCUACAGCAUUGCUCCUGAGCUGAAAACCAUUGGGUUCUACUAUGAUGACCCAGAGAGGGUGAACGCAUACGAGUUGCGGUAUGCGGUGGGCGCCAUCCUCAGUGAUGGCAUCAAGCCGGAGCCGGAGGGCGUGCGCCAGCGGGUGGCGCGCUACGGCUUCAAGGUGGCCACCUUCCCGGCCAUCGAGCACGCCGUCCUGGCGUCCUUCCCCUACAAGGCCACCCUAUCGAUCGUCCUGGCCAUCUGGAAGGUGUACCCCGCCCUCAAGGAGUACAUCAAGCGGUCCAGCCUCUGUGCCUGGCCCAUGAUUGAGCUGUACGACGCGGACGAGAUCCGGUUUGUGGCACCGCUGACGCAGCAGGAGGAUUUCCUGGUGCCUGAGGCGACCGAGGAACCGGCCGAGUCAGACCAGCGGCUGACCGAGGACGAUGAGGACCUCUCGGCCGACGGAGGCGGCACGGCUGCCCAAUCGGGCAGCGGAGAGCAGCCUGCGCCAACCGGCAGCGGCUCCUCGGGCUCCUCCUUUGAGGAUCUCUCGCACGCGCCUACCACCACCGCUGCUGGCGACACCCUGUAGACGUCUGACUACGCCCCCAGCGGCGGACCACCUGUAGUUGGCUCGGUUCCCGACAGAUGGCAGUGGAUGACUUCGGCGCCCGGCUGCGGCGAGUCGGACGCGUCUGGAGCCGUGCAGCGACGGCCCCGCUUGGGAGUCUGUGAUCUUUGACGCGUCUUUCCGUCUGUCGUUGGCUGGUUGUGUGGGGAUGCUGUACCCUUCGUCGCGGAAUGUGACUUAAAUGCUGUCUUGUUGCCUCGAGUCUUUCGCGGGAGUGGUCGACAUUGAUGCAGAUGUACCUCUCAAUGGCGUUUGCUGCGCUGCGUGCUUCGAGGACGAUUCCUCGCUUCACUUGUUCCGUCGUGUAUUAUUCUCCCGUGUAGACGCGUGGCGGAAAUGCUCUGCUCUGGUGGCGAUCUUGUGAGGGACAUUCAGACGCGCUGCUGACAAUACUGAGCUGACUGGCAGCAUUACGUGGCCGUGACGCUGGGUAAUUCGCUCAUACUUAGCAUCCGAGGAAGUGUGCGCUGCCUGGGAGACGUGAUAAUGAUGCACCGCAAGCCUGUAAUCGAGAGGUUGGCGCACCUGUUUGGUUUGCUUGCUUGCUUGCAUGUUUGCGCGGGUUCUAAUCGGCUCCAUUCUCAUCGUGAGUUUUUUUUACUCAAACUUAACUUGACCUCGGAUGCGAAAUGAUGGAAUUGCCCAGGGCCAACAAGUGUGGUGUAAACCACACAGCGUGGUAUAGUUUUACUUCCGGCUUGAUUUUCCAUAGCGAGUUAUGUAAUAACUGCGACGUGUCGGCCAAUAAUGCACACAAACAACGACUUUC
Molecule: messenger RNA, 1737 nt
Organism: Pollicipes pollicipes
Lineage: Eukaryota; Metazoa; Arthropoda; Thecostraca; Pollicipedomorpha; Pollicipedidae
Product: testis-expressed protein 264
Exons: 5
Coding region: 153-929 (258 amino acids)
Biological process (GO): reticulophagy; protein-DNA covalent cross-linking repair
Cellular component (GO): endoplasmic reticulum membrane; replication fork; autophagosome membrane
Source: RefSeq, a predicted model, not a curated record